Molecule: messenger RNA, 1276 nt
Organism: Anoplophora glabripennis (Asian longhorned beetle)
Lineage: Eukaryota; Metazoa; Arthropoda; Insecta; Coleoptera; Cerambycidae
Product: sex peptide receptor-like
Exons: 2
Coding region: 287-1276 (329 amino acids)
Biological process (GO): G protein-coupled receptor signaling pathway
Cellular component (GO): membrane
Molecular function (GO): G protein-coupled peptide receptor activity
Source: RefSeq, a predicted model, not a curated record
UUGAGGCGGCAUGUGCCACGAGUGUUUCAGUGGUGUCCGUGUAGGCUCGUUAAAUGACAUAAACAAUAACCCAAUUCCUCCGCCAAUAUUUGCAGUCGAUUAGAUACCUAUAAUCCAGUGCAACUCAUAAAAUUAGCAUUUUACAAUGCAGACUCCGAUCUACCUCCUCGUGGCUAAUAGUGGAAAAGGAUGUGUGGGAUGGACGUAAUAACAAGUACUCAUGAAACAUUGAAUAACUAACCGUGUUUAAAUUAUGUGCUAUUCCUGUUUUCUCUAAAAACUAGCCAUGCCUAAAAAUACGCUAUGUGACUUGGAUGAUUUCCGCAACCAGUACAAGAACAUACACGGGUAUCUGAGCCUAACAGUGUGUAUAUUUGGUUCCAUAACGAACAUCCUCAACAUUUGCGUACUUAGGACUAAACAAAUGCGGUCGCCUACCAAUUUCAUUCUGAUAGGAUUAGCAGUGGCGGAUCUACUAGUAAUGAUACUGUACAUCCCAUUUACUGUGCAUCGGAAUAUAGACCCAAGAAGGAGGCUCGUGCAACAUUUUUCUUACCCCUGGGCCUGCUUUCAUAAGUUCCACGCCUUCAGCACCAUAGUGUUGCACUCAAUCGCAUGCUUCCUGACUAUAGUCUUGGCGAUUUGGAGGUAUAUUUUUGUAUCUAAAGUGAGCUCGCAUGGGGUUUGCUCGAAUUUAAAGUACACGGUGAUAGUAAUAGUACUUACUUACGUAAUUUCUCCUCUGAUUUGCUUGCCUUUGUUGUCAACCUUCGAGAUAAUCUCGUACAACCACACUUGUAAGCUUAACGGUGAAUGGGUUCUAGAAAAGGACAUUCGUUUGUACGACAACAAAAGCCUAACUAAGAGAACGAUGUAUAUAACGAAUUUAAAUGACCCACAAAACCUAAGUAUCUGGCUGUAUGGUGUUUGUUUGAGAUUUGUGCCUUGUAUUCUACUUACGAUUCUUACAUAUAAGAUUAUUACGGCCUUAUUGGAGACUAGGAGAAGGAGAAUGAAACUGCUCGCCUCGAGUAAUCCGUUGGAGGAGAUGGGUGGGAAGAACAAACAGAACACUAUCCAGUUGUACAAGGAAAACCAAGCGGAUAGGACCACGAGGAUGCUUUUAGCAGUCCUCCUGCUUUUUUUGAUCACGGAAAUACCCCAGGUGGUGAUUGGAUUUGGACAAAUAGGAGCGUUGUUUGGGGAAAUGUUCCUCGCGGAGUGUUACAAAAAUUUAGGUGAGUAUAUGCAGCAGACAUACGGUUGGUCGCAGUAG